Messenger RNA from Monodelphis domestica (gray short-tailed opossum), 4205 nucleotides. Lineage: Eukaryota; Metazoa; Chordata; Mammalia; Didelphimorphia; Didelphidae. The record is from RefSeq and is a predicted model, not a curated record.
GGGAGCGGGAGCGAGGCUGGGCGCACUGACAAGGUUGAGUGCCCGUCUGCGGGGUGUAGAGCGCGCACCCAGGCGACCCCUGCGGCGGCGGCAGCGGCAACACGGACUGAACAGAACAUCCGAAGCCUACGAGAGCUCCACCUAGUUCGCAGGAUAAAAUCUCCCCGCGUACUUCAGCAAUGGCUAAACCCCAGGUGGUUGUAGCACCUGUGUUAAUGUCGAAGUUGUCCGUGAAUGCCCCUGAAUUUUAUCCGUCGGGUUACACCUCUAAUUAUUCAGAUUCUUCCUAUGAAGAUGGAUGUGAUGGCUAUCCUACUCUUACAGAAUAUGUUCAAGAGUUUCUGAACCACCUUACAGAACAACCAGGAAGUUUUGAAACUGAAAUUGAUCAAUUUGCAGAAACUCUUAAUGGCUGGGUCACUACUGAUGAUGCUUUACAAGACCUUGUAGAACUUAUCUACCAACAGGCCACAACUGUACCACACUUCUCUUAUAUGGGAGCACGGCUGUGUAAUUAUUUGUCUCAUCAUCUAACCAUUAAUCCACAAAGUGGAAAUUUCCGACAAUUACUACUUAAAAGAUGUCGCACUGAGUAUGAAAACAAAGAUCAAGCUGCAAAAGGGGAUGAAGCUACUAGAAAAAGAUUUCAUUCAUUUGUACUCUUCUUGGGGGAACUUUAUCUUAACCUGGAGAUUAAGGGAACAAAAGGACAGGUUACCAGAGCAGAUAUACUUCAGGUUGGUCUUCGAGAAUUACUGAAUGCCCUUUUUUCUAAUCCUGUGGACAACAAUUUAAUCUGUGCAGUAAAACUACUGAAGUUGACAGGGUCAGUUUUGGAAGAUGCAUGGAAGGAAAAAGGAAAGACAGAUAUGGAAGAAAUGAUUCAGAGAAUUGAAAAUGUUGUCCUAGAUGCAAAUUGCAGCAGAGAUGUAAAGCAGAUGCUUUUGAAGCUAGUAGAACUCCGAUCAAGUAACUGGGGCAGAGUUCAUUCCACCUCCACAUAUAGAGAAGCCACACCUGAAAAUGAUCCUAAUUAUUUUAUGAAUGAACCAACAUUUUAUACGUCUGAUGGCAUUCCUUUUACUGCUGCUGAUCCAGAUUACCAAGAAAAGUAUCAGGAGUUACUUGACAGAGAGAAUUUCUUCCCAGAUUAUGAGGAAAAUGGAACAGACUUAUCAGGGGCUGGAGAUCCGUAUGUUUCAUUUGUGGCUGAUUUUUCUUUCUAUAAAACAUCUUUCUAUGGCAGAGCUUUCUUAAAAUAUUCCAUCAUUCUUAUGAAAAACAUUCUCCUAGAUCAAUUUGUGGUUCAAAAAAUUAGAUAUUGAGGGGCCAUAUAUUUUGAUUACUUUGAGUUGCAUUUGUUUGUUUCCUGGCAUUUGACACGACAAUUUUUAAAAUUCUAAGCUUAGUAAUUAUCAGCUAAAAACAAACUAUAAAACUGUAAAUAUUUCCCAUUUACAGUUUAAAAAAAAGUAACUUUAACAAGACAAACAUCUUUGCUUCCAUAUUUCCUUUAAAAUCUUGUUUGUAUUUUCAGACUUUAUAGCUGUUAUUGUCUAAAUAACUUGUAGCAAGUGUGUAAAUUAUUUUCAUUCUACUUUCUUCGAUUGCAUUAUUUCCUGUAAGUCUAUAUAUUAUUUUGGAUUCUUUAUGUUUAUAUUUUUAUGGCAAAAUAAUAGCUUUUUACAUUAAUGUACCACAAUUUUAUUCAGCCAGUUCUCAGCCAUUUGACUUAGUUUUUAGCAAGCACUCAUAAUGCUGCUAAAAAAAGUUUUGUACAUAGAGGCCCUUUCCCACCAGUAGUUUACCUUAGACAUUAGUAUAGUUCUAGUAAUGGGUUCAUUGGGUCAAAAGAUCUGAACAAUUUUCUAGUUAGUAGCACUUUCUUUUAUUUAGAAAAAGGAAAAUGUUUCUUCAAAAUCAUGAUGCUUCAAAUCUGAGCCCCUCUCCUUCAGAAGCAUUCAUUCAAGAACAUUGUAUUUCUGUACCUAAUACUUUUUAAAUUGCAUAAAACAGAUACAUAGAGCUAUUGUCUUGCACUUAAAAUAAAUCCAGAGUGGUUAUUUAGAGUAAUCUUAUAAUAUAUAAAACAUCUGUGAUUUUAUUAGCAUCCCUAUAUGGGAAAGUAGGGAGUUAGUGUUAGUGUUAGAUAAAUCUUAGGUAGUUGCCAGAGACAUACAGAGAUUACAUAGCUAUUAUCAGGGCUAGAAUUUGAAUAAUAUUCUGCUAUUUAAUGUACCUGUGCAUUAAGAUUUGUUAUGAAGGGUAGAUUUUAAAUUAAAUAACAGUCAGCAUUGUAUAGUAACUAGAAUGAUCACUACAGUGCAGGAGCCAAAAGAUGAGUUGUAGCCCUACUCAACCACUAACAAGUUGUGUGUCCUUGGCCAAGUCAUUUAACUACUCCACGCCUCAAUUUACUUGUAUAAAAUGGUUUGGGCCAAUGAGUGAUCUCAGAUGCCCUGUAAAGUUACUUCCUGCCCUAGAAUUCUGAUUCUAAGUAAAUACUAUAUAAUUCAUCUAUAGCACUGUUGGAAUGUUCUUUUAUGGGAUUAUAUUUAUAUGUACAAGAUGUUACUUACUAAAGCAUCAUUAAAAGUCAAAUGGCAGAGCUAAAUCUGAUAUGAUAUUGUAAAUCUAGAAUUCUGUGUUUGGAAUGGUAGUUUAUGUCAUAUUGUUAUUCAGAUACAUAUGGGUUUUGUUUUUUAAAACACAUUGGAGGGAGAGUUUUGAUGAAACAUUCUUAAAAGUUAAUGCAGUUUAGGUUUUACCAUACUUAGAAUCUGAGAUGCAAGAACUUCAGGAAGUAGAUAACCAACUGUUUCAGUGUCUUAGAAUUGAAGCAGCUACUUUCUGAAUAAAUGAUAGGUAUAUAAAUAAUUUAGAAUCAUCAUUGCUUCUUUUACAGAUACUUGGAUGACAUUGAUGAUGAGAUGGACCCAGAAAUAGAAGAAGCCUAUGAAAAAUUUUGUUUAGAAUCAGAGCGUAAGAGAAAACAGUAAAGUUAGAUAAAAAGAUAUCUUUAUAAAGCAGUUUAGGUAUGGUGAUUAGCAAAAUAGAAGGAAGCAAGGAAACAUGUCACGUUUAUACCAAAUUAAGGAUGUUGAGUUCAAGUUACUAAUGUAUGCAACUUUAAUUUUGUUUAACAAUAUCUGCCAAAAAAAAAGUAAACUUAUUUCAUAUAACUUAAAUUGUGUAUAUAUAUCAUAGUUUAUUAUGUACAUAUUAUAAACUGUUUGGCUGCAAUAAAAUUGAUUUGAAAUAAGUGACAUGUUGAAAGAAAAUUUUACUGAUUAGAAGCUUAUCUUUCUAAUACUAUUUUCCUUGAGAAAAAAAAUAAACUUUAGCAUAUACAUUACUACAUAAACGUAGCACCCUUUUAUUAGCUAUGAAUAAUACAAUUUUAGGUUAAGAAGUUUCCACUAACAAAUUGGGUCUCAAAUAUAAUAAUAAUCAUGAGAAAAGCUUUAGCAUUCAGAGUUUGAAAUCAUUCUUAACAACUGAUGUUACAUAUGCAAACUAAAUAUUAGGAUACCAAGGUCUUUAAAAAUUAUUAGUUUGUGGAAGAAAAUUACAGCUAAAGCGUUUUAUAGGAGAAAGCUCAAACAACCAUAGUGCUUCUGUGAUAAAAAUUAUUUCAAAAACAAAGUCAAGCAUACAUUUUCUGCUGCUUUUGUAGCUUUUUUUUUUAUCUACAAACUUAAUUUUUUCACAUCACUAACUUGAUUAUCCUUCAGAAAAGAACUGGAACAUUGUCUUUUGAUUUAAUUUAUAUAAUUUCUUCUGUUUUAUUUUGUAGUAUUGAAAAUUUUGUACUUGCAAAUUUUAACCAGUUUAUUCACCUACUAGUUCUAGUUUCAUUUUUCUUCUGCUUUAUAAUUUUGAAAGAGGGUCAUUUUUUCCAAAUACUUCUUUCAUUUUGGUAUGGUUCUGUAUUGAUGAGUAAUGUAAGUAAAAUUCCUACCAAACUUGAUUCUGUACUUAUUUCCAGCUUCCUAAAAGUAGAUAAAAAACAAAAACUUAUGUAUAAAAAAAUUGUAAAUAUGCAUGUAAAUAGUUAUGUUAAUAAUGCACUGUAAUACCUUUGGGACAUUUAUUUGUGUUAGUUAAUACAGUUAGCUUUCUGACUAAAUUUCCUGCUUGUUUGUUGAACAUCUUAGUUUAAAAUAAUUUUUUUUAAAUAAAGAAUUUGGAUGUCUUUAAAUGAA